AGCAUAAAAGGCAUUUCUUCCCUCUCAACGUUUUCAGUUUCUUGUAGCUGAAACUCAGCUUGUCAGCUCUGAGAUGAGUGCUGCAGAGCCUGCAGAGGCUUUUCUGGGCAUGUUCAGAACCACAGACAGACUGCAGGAAGGUGAGAACGAUAAAAAACUCCAAGGAAAAUGUCUCAGACUUGUCUCCCCCAUGUCUCCUGCCUGGCUUUACGGCUGCUAUGCAGUGAUUAUCGUCCUCACUGUAGCUGUGAUUGCACUUUCUGUUGCUCUGUCAUUGUCGGGAGAAAAGCCAGAACAGGUCUCAGUCAAAAAUACCUAUGCUGUUUGUCCAAGAGACUGGAUUGGUUUUGGGAGUAAAUGUUUUUAUUUUUCUGAAGACACAAGCAACUGGACAUUCAGUAAGGAAAUCUGCAUGAAACAAAAGGCUCAGCUAUCUCAAUUUGACAACAUGGAGGAACUGAAUUUCCUGAGGAGAUACAAAGGGACCUUUGACUACUGGAUCGGCCUGCACAGAGAGUCACCAAAGCACACUUGGAGGUGGAUAGACCACACAGAGUAUAACAGCUCGGUUCCCAUCCGAGGAGUGGAAGACUAUGCCUACCUGAGCAACAAUGGGAUCAGCAGUGCCAGGAUGUAUACAGAUAAGAGAUGGAUCUGUACCAAUCCCAACAGCUAUAUCCUCGAAUGCCAAAUUCCUUUUGCUUCUUUCUAGUCUUUGUUAAGAGAUGUUUUUUAACCUAAUAUCUACAGUUGCUGCUCUAGUCCCCAUCUUCCAACAUUGUUAUCAAAAGAAACUGAGUAUUUGUUGACAUCACAACUGAAAAUCAUGUUGGAAAAUGGCACAUACAUGGGCUUAGAAGAACACUGGUAUGUGUAAAAUGAAUGCUGUUACUCAUGUCCUAAGCCUCA
This is a messenger RNA of Chionomys nivalis (European snow vole), 909 nucleotides long. RefSeq names its product C-type lectin domain family 2 member D11-like. NCBI's taxonomy places the organism in Eukaryota, Metazoa, Chordata, Mammalia, Rodentia, Cricetidae. Gene Ontology annotation, cellular component: external side of plasma membrane. The record is from RefSeq and is a predicted model, not a curated record. Bases 74 to 712 code for a protein of 212 amino acids. The transcript is spliced from 5 exons.